AUGACACCCCGUGUGCUCCCUGCCACGAACUCAUUGAACCCAUAUCUACAAUUCUGGCUACCACUUUCCAUGAACGAUAAUGCUCUUUUUUCCGCAUUAUUAUCUGCUUCUCUCUCACAUCAAGCCAUUAAUAGGCUCCUCGAAAAUGGAUUUUCAUUCUCUGAUCAAGACACAGAGCAUCAUCUCCAGGUUUCCUACAAAGAGACAAUCAGUGCGAUCAAUGACUCUCUGCGGGACCCGUACCGCGCCACAGCCGAUGGCACUAUACUUGCUGUCCUUAUGGCUGUCGAAAAGCCGGAUGUACAAAUGCACAGACCGUGGUCUCAGGAGUCUCCAUUUCAGGCCCCGCUUCAAGGUCUACAGUGGCUAAAAGUACAUAGUGCUCGGGAGCCGAAUAUUGCUCACCAAGAUGGACUAUGCAGGAUCGUCAAGCUACGUGGAGGACUAUCUAAUAUUGAAACACCGGGAAUUGCUGCUGCAGCUUUCUAG
Molecule: messenger RNA, 489 nt
Organism: Penicillium verhagenii
Lineage: Eukaryota; Fungi; Ascomycota; Eurotiomycetes; Eurotiales; Aspergillaceae
Exons: 1
Coding region: 1-489 (162 amino acids)
Source: RefSeq, a predicted model, not a curated record